UUCAGCUUCCUCCAGUCUCAGGCCUGCAGUGAGGGCAACUGAGGAGAAGCGCUUUGGCGGAAACGGGUCACCUCCGCGGGGCCAAGAGGCGGGAGAAGAAGCCUUAGCCCGUCCCACCAUGUGGCGCUUCCUCCAGCGGCUCCUCAGAAGCACAGCCCCGGCCUCGUCCCCCAGCAAGAGGCUCAAGACCUCCGGCCCCGAGGAGAAGGAGCCCCCCGGCCUGAGGCUCCGCUUCGCCAAGCUCUCGGAAAACGCCCUCGCCCCUUCCAGGGGCUCCUCCCGGGCCGCCGGCUACGACCUGUACAGUGCCUAUGACUCUGAGAUCCCUCCUUUGGGAAAGGCUGUAGUGAAAACAGAUAUUCAAAUCUCUCUUCCCUCUGGAUGCUACGGUAGAGUAGCUCCACGGUCUGGAUUAGCUGCGAAUCACUUCAUCGACGUUGGUGCUGGCGUUAUUGAUGAGGAUUACCGAGGAAAUGUCGGUGUUGUACUAUUCAACUUUGGAAAAGAAACUUUUAAAGUUAAAAGAGGAGACAGGAUUGCCCAGCUGAUCUGUGAACGUAUCUACUAUCCUGAACUUGAAGAAGUCCAGGUUUUGGAUGACACAGAACGAGGCUCGGGAGGCUUUGGAUCCACUGGCAAGAACUGAGGAAAGCUGUUACAUGUAAUUAAGGAACUGCUGUUUUUUAUAUAAAGCAUUUUUAAUAAAUAAAUCUUUGUGUUCA
Eublepharis macularius is the source of this 722-nucleotide messenger RNA. It is a transcript of the gene DUT, whose product is annotated as deoxyuridine triphosphatase. Gene Ontology annotation, biological process: dUTP catabolic process; dUMP biosynthetic process. The record is from RefSeq and is a predicted model, not a curated record. Gene Ontology annotation, molecular function: magnesium ion binding; dUTP diphosphatase activity. NCBI's taxonomy places the organism in Eukaryota, Metazoa, Chordata, Lepidosauria, Squamata, Eublepharidae. Bases 119 to 646 code for a protein of 175 amino acids. The transcript has 7 exons.